AUGGUGCGACUUGGCACGGAACAAACUGGUCGAGAACGAAAGACGUCUGUUGUACAGCUUUUCCCAGUUCAGGUCGUUGUAGUCGGCUGUAACUCCGACCAUCAGCUUUCCACCAAGAACCUUGGACUCGUGCCAGUAUCUCAAAGGCUUAAUGUCGGUGGUGUCAAUGUCCGCGUAAAGACCACCCUUGAUGUAGACAAGCAGGUACUUCAAAAACUCGUAUUUCAAACGGUCGUGGGGCAAGAAUCUCAGAGCAUCAACAACCUCCGGCACACUUGGUCUUAG
This is a messenger RNA of Ogataea philodendri, 285 nucleotides long. RefSeq lists its product as uncharacterized. Lineage: Eukaryota; Fungi; Ascomycota; Pichiomycetes; Pichiales; Pichiaceae. The record is from RefSeq and is a predicted model, not a curated record. The coding region runs from base 1 to 285 and encodes 94 amino acids. The transcript has a single exon.